Messenger RNA from Aureobasidium pullulans EXF-150, 792 nucleotides. RefSeq lists its product as uncharacterized. The coding region runs from base 1 to 792 and encodes 263 amino acids. The record is from RefSeq and is a predicted model, not a curated record. NCBI's taxonomy places the organism in Eukaryota, Fungi, Ascomycota, Dothideomycetes, Dothideales, Saccotheciaceae. Gene Ontology annotation, molecular function: lyase activity. The transcript has 3 exons.
AUGACUUUCGAACUGGCAAACAACUAUCGACAUGCACAUCUUGUGGUCCAACCUGCGGAUCUAGCACUCAACCCGCCCGAGAGCUAUAUGUACAUACAAGAUGGCCUCAUAAUUUCCUGCGGAGUUCUCUACGCCCUUUGUUAUGUCUUUUACAUGAUCCGUACCUACCGCGACAAGACAUGUGCCGGCUUUAUCGAGUUCACUUGUGGCACGAUGGCGUAUGAGAUAUUCUACGCCUAUGCAACAACCACUACGGCAUUCGAGCGUGUCAGCUUUUCAAUGUGGUUUCUUCUCGACUUUACAUUCGCCGUGGUCACUAUUCUCAGCACCCGAGCACCAGGUACCCGCGCACCGGUGGUCAAAAGGAUGAUUUUUGGCGUUCUAGCAUUUCUGGCAUUUUUCUGGAAAGUUGCGCAGAUGUAUCCAGAUGAGCGCGAACAAAUCACUGCAUACUGGACUGGAUUAGCUUUGCAGUUUCCGAUCGGCUGGGGCAGUUUGUAUUUACUGAUCAAGAACAGACACGCCAAGGGCCAUUCUUUGGAGAUUUGGUUAACGAGAUAUCUGGGCUGCUGGACUGCGUAUGGAGUCUUUGCAUGGAGAUAUCUGAACGUGCCGCAGAAUUGGUCAUAUGUGGGUUCGAACGUGAGCAUUGCAGUCAUUGUGUUGACAAUGAUUCCUGAGACGAUAUAUCCAUUCGUAUAUAUCUGGGUGCACAAGAAGAACAAGCAGCAAUCAUCAAGACACGAGGUUGAGUACAGCGAUCAGAAGGUAGCGAACUUAAAUAGAAGGUAG